Molecule: messenger RNA, 2409 nt
Organism: Salvia hispanica
Lineage: Eukaryota; Viridiplantae; Streptophyta; Magnoliopsida; Lamiales; Lamiaceae
Source: RefSeq, a predicted model, not a curated record
AUGGCCUCUUUCCAAGUUGAGAUUGUCCCAUUCUUCCAAAACAAUCUUAACAACUUGGACCUAGGCGAUCUUUGGGUUCACCAACCACAAUGGCAAAGCGCCGCUACCGCGUCCGAUGCCACACUCCAGUGUGACACCAGCAACAGCAGCAACAAUAACGACGACAACAACAAUAAUAAUAAUAGUGAGAGCACGGACGAGUGCACAAACAAACACUGCAGGGACAAAUGGGCUCGGGCGCGGGAAAUCGUAUUUCCCGCAGAAUCCGACACCAGUGCCGGUGCGAGCCCCGCUCGUCCGGGAAACCCGAACGCGGGGGGCGUGUCGUCCCUGGUCCAGAAGUGGAGGGGGUUCGAGCGGGGUGCGCCACCCCCGCCUCCCCUCCCUCCAAGUGCCCCAGUCGCGAUGGACGACGACUCCGUCAUCGGCGACUGGGAGUCCGAUCGGACCGUUGCAAGCGGCAGGUCGUCCAUCCGCGGCCGGAUGUCAGACGUCACGGAGAACGACAGGCUGAGGGUGUCCGACAUCAUCAGGAGGCUGACACCCAACGAAGCCUGCUGCGCCUCUCCUCCCCGGACCCGGCCGUCACUCGAUCAGGCCGACCCUAGGCCUACGGCCUCGCCGGCGCUGCGCAUCCGGGGCCGGCAAGCCUACCUCGACUUCCUCGCACGGAGGGAGAGGGAUCAGCGCAGGGAGAUCGACGCGGUCCAUGCUCGUAAAUCCGUCUCCAAAUUCCCUCAUCGCGUCCGCAUUCCCAUUGAGCCAAAAAUACCUAAGCCAAGAGUGAACCAAAAGGGCCAAAGCACUACAACAGUGCAUUUCGAGAAAGAGGCAAAAGACAAGACAACAAACGAUGAAGCAAGAAAACAAGACAAAAGGUGUAAUAACAACGGGAAGAGUUGUCUGAGAGCACAACAAGACAUCAUCCACUACGAAGAAACCACAUACAUCAAGCAAGAAACUAGGGUUAACACAGGUGAAGAAACAUCCAAAUCCGAAGAAAUCAAUAAGCAAGACGACGACAACGACAACAACAAUAAUGAUGGUGGUGAUGGUGGUGGUGAUUGCAGUAGCCAGCUGCAGAUGGUGGAGACUGAGGCCUACUGGGUGGCCGAUUUCGCCCAUCCCGAAGGGGGAUGGGAGGAAUCCCAGAUGGGAGAAGAGAUCAACACGGAUUGGAUCGAACAAGUGUCGCGGCCGCGCAGCGACUGGGAGUGUCUAAGGCAGGAGAGGUAUCAAGAGAUGCUUGAUCCGUUUGCAGAGAAUGAAGAGAUUCGUUCACUCCUAUGCAGGAAGAGUGUGUCAAAUUUCCUAACGAGUGAGCUGAAGGACAAGAUAGAUCAACUUAUGAUAUGUCGCAGUCAGGGAGAUCAAAGACAAAACAAUAAAGUGUUUAAGGAAGGAGGAGGAGGAGUUCAUCAAGCGGCAAAAUAUUUUGUUGAAUAUGAUAAAGAAGGUGAGAGGCAACAGUUUGGUGAAUGUCAAGAAUAUGUGGAUGCUUCCGCAGCCACACCUCAUGCUGAUCAUAAUGAGAAAGAUGAGAGUGAGAAGCUGAAGUGUGAAGAGCCAAACGAGUGCUCUUAUCAAGCUGCAUCUCCCUCCACACCAUAUGCUGAGAAUGAGAUGAAUGAGAGUGAGAAGCACAAGUGUGAAGAGCCGAGUGAGUGCUCUUUUCAAGCUGCCUCUCCCUCCCCACCGCAUUCUUCCACGAACUAUUGCUCUCUGGACCUCACCGGUCGGACCUCCACCUUCACUGCUCAUUCUACAUUUGAAAUGGAGAUCAUAUAUGACCUGAGAAGGCACAUGGAGCAGCUGCACCAAGAGAUAUCCGAGCUGCGAAAAUCGAUGAAAUGUUGCACCGAUAUGCAGAUCAAAAUGCACCGCUCCAUCAAGAAGGAAGUUGCGGCCGCUGUCGCUCAUCCCGCAGAUGCAAAGAACGGACGACGCCAUUCAGUGAAACGAGGCGCCAGCAACGGGAGAAGAUGCUGCCUCUGCUGCAAAGUGCAAGUCGACUGCGUGCUGUACCGGUGCGGACACAUGUGCACCUGCUUCGACUGCGCGAACCAGCUCCACUGGAGCGGCCGCGGAUGCCCCGUGUGCAGUGCUCAGAUACUCGACGUCGUCCGCACGCAGUCCAAUUUUUGAAAUCUCUUCAAUCACUAUACAUACAUAUACAAACAAUUAACAAACACACCCUUUUUAUAUGUGAUGGAUCAUCAUCUUCAUCAUCGUUAUAUUUAAUUAUUAACAAUCCAAUUCCGUUGUAAUCUUGCCUAGCUCACCUCCACCGACUCGAUCUAUUUUAUUUGGUGGUGGAUUUUAGUAUGUAGAGACGAAUUUAUAACAAAUGUACAUAAGAAUAUUAUAUAUAUACAUAUAUAUAUAUAUGGUGGCCGGAUUGGUGCUAGG